AUGGAUAUAACUAAUUUUUCGUCGAAAUACAGUUCUGAUGAAUAUGCACGUCCAUCACCACAGGAAUUAUUUCCUGAAAUUUCUUUACCUCGAUCAGUUCGAUUUUGGCUUCUUCUUAUUCUUUUAAUACCAUCUAUACUUUGUACUCUUAUACUUCUCUAUUAUUUCAUGGUAGAUCGAAAUCUACGACGUCCAUUGAACAAUCAUGUUAUUAUUGUUCUUCUAAUCGUGAAUUUCCAUGCUUUAAUGAUUGGAUUUCCAAUACAUCUCAAUUUUCUACGCUUGGGAUAUGUAUGGCCUCAAAUUCCUACUACAUGUCUUGCAUGGCACUUUUCGGAUAUCGGUAUUUUAUCUACAACAGGUAUUAUUAUGGCUUGGGCUUCAAUUGAACGGCAUAUCCUGAUCUUUCAUGAUCAAUGGGUAUCAAGUCGAAGAAAACGUUUUCUAUUUCAUUAUCUACCUUUGGUUAUAAUUAUAGUCUAUGCUGUUAUUUUUUAUAUUUACGAGAUUUGCUUUCCGCCUUGCCAACAGUUAUUUAUAUAUUCGAUCAAUUGGUGUACUACUCCAUGUUUUACAACAAUUCAAGGACUUACAAUUAUUUUUCUUGUUGUUCGUGUUAUUCGACAAAAGAGACAGUUAAAUCGACGUUUUCAAUGGCGUAAAUUACGAAAAAUGGCUAUUCAACUUUUGUCAAUCUCAAUAUUAUAUUUUUUCCUUAUGUUGCCUACAGUAGUUAUUUCUCUUGCUGGAGUUUGUGGUUUGCCAAAGAAUGCACUUGGGCAAUCUCAAUUAUACAUUUCUUUUACACGUUAUUUUCUUCCUCUUCUAUUACCUUUUGUCUGCUUCAGAGCAUUGCCUGAAGUUUGGACAAAAUUGAAAGAAUCAAUAAUAUUUCGACGGAACAUAAAUACCAUUACUGUUGGAACGGCAUUAGUCUCAAUGCGUCCUAUACAACAGGCUUAA
Messenger RNA from Rotaria sordida, 963 nucleotides. Lineage: Eukaryota; Metazoa; Rotifera; Eurotatoria; Philodinida; Philodinidae. The record is from the annotation of a GenBank genome assembly.